AGGAUGCAGAUAGACUGUGGCUUUUAGCCUUUUACUAGCACUGACGCUCCACUCAGGCCACCACCAUCGUGGAACAGAAAAAGAAAGACAGACCACGCUAUCAGGCUUGGAGGCUAACCUUCGACCCUCAGUCCCUCUACGUGACAGCGGACCACAAACCUAGCUCACCACACCAGCCCGCUCACACCACCCAGGUGUCAAUAGGUGGGCCCCCUCUCAUCUCCAGCCCUGGUUGGUGGAGAUUGGCUGCAGCGAGGGCUCCACACCAUUCUGGACUCCCUGUCAUGGCAUCCAACAGCAUCUUUGACUCCUUCUCCAACUACAGCAGCAGUCUUCUCAGAGAGCCGCCCACCACCAGACGGUUCACGCCGCCCUCCACGUCCUUCCCCUGCAGUAAGAUUGGAGACGGCAACGGGGCCAUGGCCACCGCAGGGCCCCUCAGGUCAAGACCGGACACCAGGAACGUGGUGGACGUCCUGGCAGACCACGCCGGCGAACUGGUCCGGACCGACAGUCCCAACUUCCUCUGCUCCGUCCUCCCGUCUCACUGGAGGUGCAACAAAACUCUCCCCGUGGCUUUCAAGGUCGUGGCUCUCGGUGAUGUUCCCGAUGGGACUCUGGUCACUGUCAUGGCCGGGAACGACGAGAACUACUCGGCUGAACUGAGGAACGCCUCAGCCGUGAUGAAGAACCAGGUUGCCCGUUUCAACGACCUGCGCUUCGUGGGCAGGAGCGGACGAGGAAAGAGCUUCACUCUGACCAUCACUGUGUUCACCGGACCCCCACAAGUGGCCACCUAUCACCGCGCCAUCAAAGUGACUGUGGAUGGACCCCGGGAACCACGCAGGCACAGAGUGAAGAUGGAAGACCCCCAGAAGAUGCAGUUCUCUGACAGGCUGUCAGAGAUUGAGCGCUACCAGCGGAGUAUGAGAAUAGGCCCAGUCAACAACAACCCCCGCCCCAUCCACCAAACCCACCUUAGCACCACACAAGCAGCCCUGUGGCAGGAGCAAAUGGACACCCCUGCUCUGAAGACAUGCAAGGUAGAGGAGGACUUGAGACCAUGGCCAGGGACUACAGAUCUGUUCCCACAGAGGACCACCUUUCCAUCUCUGUCACCACUGACUGACCCUCGCUUCUCAGACCCCCGUAUGCACUACCCCGGGGCUUUCCCUUACUCUGCCAACACAUCCAGCACGGGCAUCAGUGGCCUCAGUAUGACACCCUCCUCUAGAUACCACACCUACCUGCCUCCACCCUACUCAAACAACCAGACCCAGAACUUCCAGUCCAAUUCUUACCUGUAUUACGGCACAGGCUCUGGAUCCUACCAGUUCUCCAUGGUGGCGCCGGGGAACACUGGGGGAGAACGCUCCCCCACCCGCCUGCUGUCUUGCUCAGGGGCCACAGGCACCGGAGGGACCAACAGCCUGAUGAACCCGGGCCUGAAUACCCAGAGUGAGGGCGUGGAAGCCGACGGCAGCCACAGCAACUCCCCCACAGCCAUGAGUGCUUCGGGUCGCUUGGAUGAGUCCGUCUGGAGGCCUUACUGACCGAAAGACAGACUGCCAGACAAUCAGAGGGUGUAGAAGAAGAGAGGGAGAAGAAUCAAAGAGGAGAUGAACAAAAAAACUGAACACUGACAGAAAAAAAAACAAAAAAAGAGAAAUGCUGCAUGUUUGUCUUUUAUUUCUCCAGCACUCGCUUAAAAGACUUGCAUUUUACCGACUCUCUCAAGACUUCCAUGUUUUUUUGUAAAUUGAGGGAACUCCUGCACUGUGCUAAAACAUGUACUCUUAAAGGACUAUGAAAGCCAUUAACUUUGAGAUGAUGUUCAGCUGAACCUGUAAAUAGAAGUGAGAAUAAGCCCAGAAAAGCCAUAGUAACAUUUCAGGAUCAUUUGUCUGGUAUAAACAGGUUAUGCACUCACAUUAAAGACAGAAGAACAAAAAGACAAUGGGAGAUAUAAACAAUCAGAACAGCUGAUGAACUGAAAAACCACAGCAAGCAUUACACAAACUGACUGAUUUAACUCACGUUGUUGGAGGAGAAGAACAGUCAGACUGGAUGUUUGUGCUGUGAGAGACUCUGACAUUGUUCUGAGGCAUGGCUGCACUGCUGUAGCAACUGGUCCUUUUAAGCUUUAACUUCUGUAAAAUGGAAAAAAAAAAAUGAAUACUGCAAAAUAUUGUGUCAGUUGUGAAAACAUGUUGCAUCUGGAGCUUUUUCCACAUGCUCACAGUACUUAUGCAGUACCUUGUUGCCUAAUUUAUUACUCAAAUGAUCACGUUAGCUUUUGGUGCUACAGAAUGCAGAAGACGUUUCAACACAAUCGCUGCAUCUUGGAGAGAAAAGCAUUUAAACUAUUUGGACUCGUUAAAGAAAUGAAUUUUCCUCUGCUGUGUCAGGGUAUUGAGUUGCAACGGGACAAUGGCUGAUGUUUUGAAGAAUGUACCAGACUAAAACAGAGGGGUGUUUAUGGUUUGAUUUUUUUUGCAGGAAAAAUUAGGUCCUGAAAUGUCAAGUCUUGUUUUUCCUUAAAUUUCUUAUUCAAGCCCUUUAAAAAAAAAAAAAAAAAAAAAAGUCCUGGUCUGGUAUUUUGAACUGGAUGACAUGGUUUACUUUUGAUAUUUAUUUGAGCCAAACUUUGAGGAAAUGUUCGCAUAUAUCCACAAUCUUUAGGCAUUUCUCUCAGUCUUUCCUUUCAUAUGAAUAUAUAUAUACAGUUUAUACCAUAUUUUGUUGUUGAGUAUAAAUUUGGAAUUUGUGUAAUAUAUUGCUACUAAAUUAUAAAAAAAACCAAAACCUUUAAUGUAAUUAUUUUGUCUUCCAAUGUAGCUUUAAUGCACUAUAAACUUUUAUUCCUUAUGAACCACGGCCAACAGAUUCUGUUAGAAAGAUGGUGUAUCUAGAGCCAUAUUCUUUUAACCAUUUUAGCCCUUCCUGUGCUAUGUAAGCCAUUUGCUUAAUUUUUGCACUAUAUUUGAUCUUUCAUUUUUCUCUAACAGUUUUGUUUUUGGAAAUAUCUGAAACUCUGCUUUAACAAAUAGCAGAACUAUAUAUUAAAUAUUCCUGCUACUCUAUAUAGUAAGCACACUUUAAGUGUCCUUGUCCUUAAACUCACAGAAACAAUACUAUUAAUUGAUUAUAUGAUGAGACACACACACACACACACAUUCCUGCAGCACAGGUGUGUGUGCACAUUCCCCCCUGUCCUGAGGGUCUUUCCCCUUAGUUACAUGCGAUCUCUCCAUCCCUGGAGGAAGAAGUGUGUGUGGAUGAAGAGGUGGGAUCAGAGUGGUGUCUUCUUACCAACACCAAGGGCAGUUAUGCAAAAGAAAACCUUCCCAGGUCCCUUUGUUCUAGAUAAUUAUCAGUGAGUGCUUUGAAGCUUUUAUGGUCCUAAUUCUGUCUUUUCUAGUCUAAUUUACUGGCCACCAAUGCCAGGGGCUUAUUGUUCUGCCAGUAGUUCAUACGUCUGCACAUAUCAUCCUGGUAUGAGUUGGCUAAGGUAUUUACGGCAGGUAUCAGGUGUCUAAUAUCUUCUCGUCAAGUCUUCCACAAGUAGGAUGAUUAGCAUUCGCGACUCUGAAAGAUGAGUAUGUAGUUGCUUCAUAACAGAUUUAAUUUCAAAGUGAAUAGUGAGCCAAAAAA
Molecule: messenger RNA, 3654 nt
Organism: Sphaeramia orbicularis (orbiculate cardinalfish)
Lineage: Eukaryota; Metazoa; Chordata; Actinopteri; Kurtiformes; Apogonidae
Gene: runx3
Product: RUNX family transcription factor 3
Exons: 8
Coding region: 285-1553 (422 amino acids)
Biological process (GO): ossification; regulation of transcription by RNA polymerase II; neuron differentiation
Cellular component (GO): nucleus
Molecular function (GO): RNA polymerase II cis-regulatory region sequence-specific DNA binding; ATP binding; DNA-binding transcription factor activity, RNA polymerase II-specific
Source: RefSeq, a predicted model, not a curated record